AUGGCUUCAAGUACAAGUCAAAGUACCACCACUUCGAGAAAGAGGAUUGUCGUCGUGGGAUUGGGCAUGGUUGGUAUUGCUUUUAUCGAAAAACUCAUCAAACUCGACACCCAGCGCCAAUAUGAAAUCGUCGUCGUCGGCGAAGAACCACAUGUAGCGUACAACCGCGUCGGUUUGACCUCCUUCUUUAGUCAUCGCGAAGUUGAGCAGUUGUAUCUUAAUCCUUUGGAAUGGUACAAACAACACCUCCAAACCUCCUCCCUAACGCACCACCUCUCCACCACCGCCCUCUCCCUUUCCCCCGCCACCAAAUCCCUCACCAUCUCCCCGCCCCCCUCCACCCCCUCCCUCACUACCCUCCCCUACGACCACCUGAUCCUCGCCACCGGCUCUCGCGCCCUCUUGCCCACUUCCACACCCGGCCACGAUGCGUCCGGCGUUUUCGUUUAUAGAACCAUCGCCGACUUGCAGUCCCUCAUAACAUGGUCAUCCGACACUCAAAUAAAGGGAUCAACAGGCGUGGUAGUAGGUGGCGGACUACUAGGGUUAGAAGCAGCCAAAGCCCUAAUGGAUCUGCAAGUAUUCGGACGGGUGGUGGUGAUCGAAAGAAACGGCUGGGUUUUAUCUCGGCAGGUAGACGGGGAAGCCGGGGCCUUGGUAUUGGAGGGGGUAAGGGGGUUGGGGGUUGAAGUUCUCACGAGAAAGCGGGUCAAGGAAGUCGAGUGUGAUCAAGGAGAAGAAGCGGAAGGAAAAGAGAAAAAAAGAGUAAAGGGGAUACGCUUCGAAGACGGGGAAUACCUGGCUUGUUCGACCAUUUGUUUCGCGAUCGGGAUCAAAGCCAGGGACGAACUGGCGCGACAAGCGGGGAUUACGUGCGCAGAGCGCGGUGGAGGAGGCAUAGUGGUGGAUGACUCCCUCCAGACCAGCGCGCCGGACGUUUAUGCCAUUGGCGAGUGCGCCAGCUGGAAAGGCCAGACGUUCGGGUUGAUUGGUCCCGGCGUGGAGAUGGCGGACGUGUUGGCGUUUAACUUUACGCAAGCGCAUUUACAUACGCCGCGCGUGUUCAAGCGGCCGGACCUCAGCACCAAGCUCAAGUUGCUGGGUGUGGAAGUGGCCAGCUUCGGCGACUUCUUUGCCGACCGCGAUGGGCCAAAGGAGUUACCGCCCACACUGAGGAGGGAGCUGAAGAAGAGCGGCGGCAAGGCGGAAGUGAAGGCACUCACCUACAAAGACCCCUUCCUCUCCGUCUACAAAAAGUACAUCUUUACUUCCGACGGGAAGUACUUGCUAGGCGGCAUGAUGAUCGGCGACACAACCGACUACGUCCGUCUCGUUCCGCUAGUCAAGACCCACAAAGAGCUGGACAUUCCUCCAUCGCAACUCAUUCUCGGCGCCAAAAAGGCCGGUGACGAUGGAGACGACGACCUCCCAGACGACACGCAAAUCUGCUCCUGCCACAACGUCACCAAAGCCGACCUCGUCGCCCCUCUCAAGUCCGGGGAAUGCACCUCCCUAGGCGACCUCAAGUCGUGCACCAAAGCCGGCACGGGGUGCGGCGGGUGCAUGCCCCUGGUGACGUCCAUCUUCAACCGCACCAUGGCGUCGCUGGGGACCGAAGUGAAGAAUAACCUCUGUCCGCACUUCCCGGAGUACUCGCGCGCGGACUUGUACAACAUCAUCUCCGUCAAGCGGCUGCGUACUCUGCCCGACGUGAUGCGCGAAGCCGGCGCGGAUGCUGAUAGCUUGGGGUGCGAAGCAUGCAAGCCAGCCAUUGCUUCCAUUUUUGCUUCGCUGUGGAAUGAUCAUGUUAUGAGUCCUGCUCAUCAUGGCCUGCAGGAUACGAAUGAUCGGUUUAUGGGGAACAUCCAGCGCAACGGAACCUUUUCCGUCGUUCCUCGCGUUGCUGCGGGAGAGAUUACGCCGGAGAAGCUGAUUGUUAUCGGGGAGGUGGCCAAGGAGUAUAACCUCUACACUAAGAUUACGGGCGGGCAGAGAAUUGAUAUGUUUGGCGCACGGAAGCAGGAUUUGUUGAACAUAUGGAAGAAGUUGGUGGAUGCGGGCAUGGAGAGCGGGCAUGCGUACGCGAAGAGUUUGCGGACGGUCAAGAGCUGUGUCGGGACAACGUGGUGUAGGUAUGGAGUGGGUGAUAGCGUGGGGAUGGCGGUCAGGUUGGAGGAGAGGUAUAAGGGGUUGAGGGGGCCGCACAAGAUCAAGGGAGGAGUGUCGGGGUGUACGAGGGAGUGUGCAGAGGCGGGGAACAAGGACUUCGGCCUCAUUGCCACCGAAAAGGGUUUCAACAUUCUCAUCUGCGGCAACGGCGGCACCACGCCCAAGCACUCCGUUCUUCUCGCCAAAGACGUCCCCCCGACCAACGUCAUCCCCAUCAUUGACCGGUUCCUCAUGUUCUACAUUCGUACCGCCGACAAGCUCCAACGUACCGCUCGCUGGCUUGAGGCCCUUCCCGGUGGCAUCGACUACCUGAAGGAAGUCAUCCUCGAAGACCGGCUCGGUAUCUGCGCCUCACUGGAAGCUCAAAUGCAAGAGCUGGUAGAUAGCUACUUUGACGAGUGGGCCGAAGCUCUCAACAACCCAGCGAUGCAAGAGCGAUUCAAGCAGUUCGCCAACACCGACGAGGGCCAACCACCCAUGGAAGUCGAAAUCGACCGCGGGCAAGAAAGACCCGUGAUGUGGCCCCGCGAAGACCAAGGCGGUUCAGCCAAGGCGGAUUUCAAGGGCUUGCGAGACAAGUGGUCAUCAACCACCUGGCAACCCGUUCUCGAAGCAUCCUACUUCCAGGGCGCAGACGACCUCCCCAACGGGAUAUCCGCCAGCAUCAAGCGCGGCGACACGCAACUGGCCGUCUGGCGCAUCAAAGGGAAGUACUAUGCCUCUCAGCAGAUGUGUCCUCACAAGCGCACCUUUGCUUUGUCUGACGGUUUUGUUGGCACCGAUCCGUCGCCGUCUUCUUGUUCUUCUACCGCCCUGCCGCCAUCACCACCUAGUACUCCUCCCCGGUCUUCAUCCCCUGUGACAUCCUCACCUCAGUCUCCCACCUCCUCUGCCACACCGGCAACCACAACCUCCUCAUCUUGCACUACCAACCCUUCCGGUCCUUCCAGCCCUUGGAUCUCCUGCCCCUUCCAUAAGCGAAACUUCUCGCUCACGUCGGGGUCAUGCAAGAACGACAACGAGCUCUCUAUUGCCACAUUUGAUGUGGAAGAAAGAGACGACGGGAUGGUGUAUAUUAAGCUGCCGCCUGUUGAUGAGCUGGACAGGGAAUUGGGGACGAAGAAGUGGAUGGUGAAAAGGGGUGAGGCCGGUGAAGGGCAAUUCAGGGAGUUGGACGAGUUGAACAAGAGUAAGGGGGUAGAGGGGAAGAAGGGGAGGAGGGGGAGGAAGCCGGGUGCUAGCGAGGCUGGGAAGGAGGUUGGCAAGAAGUUGGUUGAGGCGGUUGGGGGAGGGGGCUGUGGUGGGCCUGGGUUGGAGUGGUGA
Messenger RNA from Neurospora hispaniola, 3492 nucleotides. Its product is annotated as nitrite reductase. The transcript is spliced from 4 exons. Gene Ontology annotation, biological process: nitrate assimilation. The coding region runs from base 1 to 3492 and encodes 1163 amino acids. Gene Ontology annotation, molecular function: heme binding; 2 iron, 2 sulfur cluster binding; NADP binding. Lineage: Eukaryota; Fungi; Ascomycota; Sordariomycetes; Sordariales; Sordariaceae. The record is from RefSeq and is a predicted model, not a curated record.